This is a messenger RNA of Owenia fusiformis, 770 nucleotides long. Lineage: Eukaryota; Metazoa; Annelida; Polychaeta; Sabellida; Oweniidae. The record is from the annotation of a GenBank genome assembly.
CUAAAUAUGAAUUUGAUGAAUCAGGGGACCGUUUGACACAAUAUAGUAUCGUGCAACACAAGAUAAAAGCUGACGGUUCAUGUUGCAAAAAUGAAAUUGUUGGUUUCUGGAGCAUGUCUGAUGAAAAGCUCCAAAUCCAGUAUGACAACUUGACAUGGAUGGAACCAAAAGGAACUGGAAAUAUACCUGAAUCAGUUUGUAGCAAGCCUUGUGAAUCAAACGAGAUUUAUUUCCAAGGAGAUUUGCCAUGUUGUUGGGAAUGCCGGCCAUGCAGGGCUAAUGAAAUAGUAGAAGCCAACCAAACUGAAUGCAAAAUAUGUACUAACUUUACAUGGCCAAGCACAACAUACCAAGACUGUGAGGCUAUUAUCCCUGAGUACAUUUCAUACAGCAAUCCUGUCAUUGUAACGAUCCUUGUCUUGAGCAUAGUAGGUCUCCUCAUAUGUGGCGUGGUCCUUGUUAUAUACCUUAGACAUUCUCACAUGAAAAUUCUGAGAGCAUCAUCAAUUGAACUCAGCUAUUUCAUCCUUAUGGGGAUAGCGUCAACUUACGCCACUGCCUUCAGCUUCUGUACGGACCCUGGGCUCAUUGUAUGUUACUGGAGACAACUGGGGUUCAGCAUCAGCUUCUCACUAAUUUAUGCGCCUCUUCUAACAAAAGCAACUCGUAUUUAUCGAAUCUUCAGGGCGACAGAGACAUUUGAGCAGGCGAGGAGAUGUAUGAGCAUGGGAAGCGUUGUCCUAACUGCAAGCAUACUGUGCUUUGUCCAG